Molecule: messenger RNA, 2814 nt
Organism: Solanum lycopersicum (tomato)
Lineage: Eukaryota; Viridiplantae; Streptophyta; Magnoliopsida; Solanales; Solanaceae
Product: receptor-like protein 9DC3
Molecular function (GO): protein binding
Source: RefSeq, a predicted model, not a curated record
AUGGAGAGAAUACUGUUGUCUCUUGUAAUUUUACAAUUUGUGUAUGCAGGUGAAGUGGUUUGUUUUUCAUUUGGUGAUCCACUUUGCUCUUCUCAUGAUUCCCUUUCACUUUUACAGUUUAAGCAUUCACUUAGCCUGACAGACUACCAUGAUUGUGGUAGCCCCUAUUCUAAGACGACGUCUUGGAAUAGUACUAGUAUGGAUUGUUGUAAGUGGGAUGGAGUUACCUGUAAUCUCUUAACUGGACAUGUCAUUGGUUUGGACCUCAGUUGUAGCAGACUUGGAGGAACUCUACAUCCAAAUAGUAGCCUUUUCCAGCUUCGUCAUCUUCAAACACUCGAUCUUUCCCUUAAUGGCUUUUCGGGUUCUCAAUUUCCACAAGGGAUUGGUCAGUUAGUCAGCUUAGCUCAUCUCAACCUUUCUUAUUGUUGGUUCAAAGGAAGGAUUCCGUUAGAAAUGUCACACUUGACCAAUUUGGUUUCCGUUGAUCUCUCUAAUAAUAUCAAUGUCCAGUUCAGUCAGGAAGGGUUCAAUAAGCUCUUUCACAACUUAACCAAGUUAGAACUACUUUCUCUUUCUGAGGUGAACAUUUCAUCCAGCAUACCAAUGAAUGUAUCAUUCUCUUCUUCUUUGAGGUAUUUAAAUCUUGCUACCACUAACUUGCAAGGAGACUUGCCAAAAAACAUUUUCCUCCUGCCCAAAUUGGAAACGCUCAGACUCUCACGAAAUCAUCUCACUGUUUCUUUACCCGAGUACUCUAACAAGACUCAUUCACUAACGGAGCUGGACCUCUCUUAUAAUAAUGUUUCUGGACGGAUACCCAAUUCACUCGGAACUCACAAAUCCUUAAAGCUUCUGCUACUUCCUGGGUGCAACCUCAUUGGUCCUUUUCCAGAAUUCAUCAGGAAUUUUUCACAAAUCACCCAACUGGAUCUUUCAUACAACAAUUUGCAAGGCAGAAUUCCUGAUAUUUUUUCAAACUUGCAAAUGCUUACACACUUACUACUACACAACAACAACUUCACUGGCCCCUUCCCAUCUUCUCAUGUGAACUUGACAAACCUUCAAGUGUUGACUUUGACAAACAAUUCACUCAGUGGUCCACUUCCAGAGUUUAAGGCCAACUCUCUAGAAAGACUUGAUUUGUCUCAUAAUCAAUUCUCUGGUCCCAUACCUCAAUCGCUUACACAUCUUCUCAACCUAGCUGAUGUCUUUUUUGGACACAAUAAGUUGAGCGGUGAGAUUGGAGCAGAAACGUUUUCAAGCAUGAAAAACCUUCAAUAUCUUGAUCUUUCUCAUAGUGGUUUAUCAUGGAGUAGCAAUAUUAUUAUUAACAACACCGCUUUUCCCCUUCUUUAUUCUUUAGGUUUGAGCUCUUGCCGUGUGAAAGAUUUCCCGAAUUUCUUACUGAACUCUAAGGAGAUACGGAUUUUGGAUCUCUCGGAAAAUGAAAUUCACGGGCAGUUACCUAAAUGGUUUGGGGGUUUCAGCGCAUUAUAUGUCCUUAAUAUCUCUCACAACUACCUUACAAGCUUAGACCAUAUACCUUGGGAGAAAAUGAUGAUACUUGAUCUUCAAUCAAAUUCACUCACAGGACCUUUGCCAUCUCCCAUUUGCACAGCAACUUCACUUUAUAUUAUGAAUUUGUCUUGCAAUAAUUUGAGUGCUGAAAUUCCCAAUUGCUUGCUUACUCUUUCCUGGCUCAUGGUCUUAGACUUAGGAGCUAAUAACUUCCAUGGACCCAUCCCAAAUAAAUUCCCAAAGAAUAGUACACUAGUGCAUGUUGAUUUGAGCAAAAAUCAAUUGGAAGGUCCCCUACCAACAUCACUAGUCAACUGUACAUCCUUAAGAAUCCUUGAUUUGGAAAACAAUAAGAUACGCGAUACAUUUCCCACCUGGCUGGAGGCGUUGCAAGAGUUGGAGGUUCUCAUGCUGAAAACUAAUAGAUUUUAUGGACCAAUGGUUGGUUUUAAAAAGAAAUCGCCCUUUCCAUGUAUGAGGAUCUUUGACCUCUCCGACAAUUCAAUUACCGGCUCUUUACCUACGGAGGUUCUUAAAGGUUUCAAAGCCAUGAUGAACAUGGACGCACACAAAUCAGGAUUGGAGUAUCUUGGGGAAACUUUUUCUAUCCUGGGUAAUAUAUACGAGGUUUUGUAUAGCGGAUGGUAUGCGGAAUCUAUCCUAUUAGUGAUGAAAAAUCAAGAGAUUGAAUCCAAGAAGAUCUUGAGGAUGUUCACAACAAUCGAUUUGUCAAGGAACAAGUUGGAAGGAGAAAUCCCUAAAUUCAUUGGGAAUUUGAAUUCACUUCUGCUGCUGAAUUUAUCUCACAACAGCCUCACAGGACACAUUCCUGUUGAAAUGAGGAACAUGAGCACUCUUGAAGCUUUAGACCUUUCAUUUAACCAGCUUACCGGCAAAAUUCCAGAGGAAUUGGCAAGUCUUACAUUUCUCGCGGUCCUAAAUCUGUCACACAACCAUCUUGUUGGACGUAUUCCUCAGAGUAAUCAGUUCAAUACAUUUCAAAAUGAUUCCUAUUUUGGGAACUCCGAUUUGUGUGGAUUACCACUGUCAAAUGAAUGUGGGAAGCAUAAGAGUGCAUCAGCACCAGUUGAAGAUGAACCAAGUAUUCUUAGCGAAAUGACUUGGCAGUCUGUCCUAAUGGGGUAUGGCUGUGGAUUGACAUUUGGACUAGGCAUAGUGUAUCUCAUAUAUCGCUUUGAAAGGCCAAGAUGGUUCAUAAACUCUCUUGAGAUUAUCAUUAAUGAAAUGAUAUACAUAGUACAGAGAGCAUGUAAAAGGUGCAGGAGGAAUUAG